Didymodactylos carnosus is the source of this 612-nucleotide messenger RNA. The record is from the annotation of a GenBank genome assembly. NCBI's taxonomy places the organism in Eukaryota, Metazoa, Rotifera, Eurotatoria, Philodinida, Philodinidae.
AUGGAAAUACUGAGAUCAGCUAAAGAAUGUUCUCCACUACAAGAUCGUAUUUUCACAUAUACUCAUAUGUUGAAAAGAAGAUUUACUGUCUCAAAUCAGUACAGUACAAAUAGGAUCUGUGAAGAAAUCUUUACAAAUCUGAAUGAAAUUUAUAAUAAUUUUAUUAUGAAAAUUAUGAAAUAUUUCGAUGAGAUAAACGUCAGAAUUGAAGAACUUUUCAAAAGAAGUAAAGAUCGUGCUUUAGAAGAUAUAAAGAAAUUAAUCGAUGAUAUGGAUGCUAUUCGUACAAUUCCAGAAUUAGAAUCAAAGAGUGCUGGAACAUAUUAUCGUACCGUUGAAAACAUACACAGUUAUAUGCAUGAAUUGCAAAUAGAGGCGGAGCAGUUACUAUUUACUACAAUGAGUCUGAUGGCUGAUACUCCACAUUAUCCAUGGCGUAAUUGUCAAUGUCAACGAGGCGGAGAACGCAAUGGUCAUUGUCAUUGUCCAGAUAAUGCACGAAUGGCUAAUACCUAUUGUCGAUAUGGAGGAAAUCAUUGGAUUUGUUUCCCAUUCAGUCGUCGACGACGCUCCGUUUCUUCUGAAGAAAGUCAUAAUCAUGCUCAUGAAUGA